AUGACGGGAGAAGCGUGGUUAUACCUCUUUGCGGUGCUGGUCAAUGCAGUAAACUUGUUUCUGCAGGUGUUUUUCACCAUCAUGUACAGUGAUCUGGAAUGCGAUUAUAUCAAUCCUAUCGACCUUUGCAACAAGCUGAACACCUACAUAAUCCCCGAAGCUGUUGUCCACGCAUUCUUGACCUUCCUACUACUCAUCAACGGAUACUGGCUAGCUCUUAUCCUGAAUCUGCCCCUCCUUGGAUGGAACGCCAAGAAAAUCUUUGAGAACCAGCACCUGCUAGAUGCUACUGAGAUUUUCAGGAAGCUGAACGUUCACAAAAGAGAAUCAUUCAUAAAACUCGGCUUCCACCUCAUCAUGUUCUUUUUCUAUCUCUACAGCAUGAUUGUUGCCCUCAUCCGUGAGGAGAAUCACUGA
Pseudovirgaria hyperparasitica is the source of this 417-nucleotide messenger RNA. RefSeq names its product ER-derived vesicles protein-like protein ERV14. Lineage: Eukaryota; Fungi; Ascomycota; Dothideomycetes; Acrospermales; Acrospermaceae. Bases 1 to 417 code for a protein of 138 amino acids. Gene Ontology annotation, biological process: endoplasmic reticulum to Golgi vesicle-mediated transport. The record is from RefSeq and is a predicted model, not a curated record. The transcript is spliced from 4 exons. Gene Ontology annotation, cellular component: COPII-coated ER to Golgi transport vesicle; endoplasmic reticulum membrane.